GCUUCUCUUUUCCUUGGCGGAGGAGGGAGACCACAGAGCCCUGGGUUGUGGAAGAGGUGGCUGUUCCCUGUCAUCAGUAUGCAGCGAUUGCUCUUUCCGCCGUUGAGGGCCUUGAAGGGGAGGCAGUAUCUGCCGCUCCUGGCUCCUAGGGCAGCGCCUAGAGCACAGUGUGAUUGCAUCAGGCGCCCUUUGAGGCCAGGGCAAUACAGCACCAUCUCUGAAGUAGCUUUGCAAUCUGGAAGGGGUACAGUGUCCCUUCCCUCAAAGGCUGCUGAGCGGGUGGUGGGCCGAUGGCUCCUGGUCUGCAGUGGAACAGUGGCUGGAGCAGUUAUUCUUGGUGGAGUAACUAGGUUGACAGAGUCUGGCCUCUCGAUGGUAGAUUGGCAUUUAAUAAAGGAGAUGAAGCCACCUACAAGCCAAGAGGAAUGGGAAGCAGAAUUCCAAAGAUACCAGCAAUUUCCAGAAUUUAAAAUCUUGAAUCAUGAUAUGACACUGACAGAAUUCAAGUUCAUCUGGUACAUGGAGUACUCACACCGAAUGUGGGGUCGCCUUGUAGGCCUUGUGUACAUCCUGCCUGCUGCCUACUUUUGGAGAAAGGGCUGGCUCAGCCGUGGCAUGAAAGGACGUGUUCUUGCCCUCUGUGGCCUCGUCUGCUUCCAGGGUCUGUUGGGAUGGUAUAUGGUGAAAAGUGGACUAGAAGAAAAAUCAGACUCCCAUGACAUCCCUCGGGUCAGUCAGUACCGCCUUGCUGCCCACCUGGGAUCAGCCCUGGUUCUUUAUUGUGCCAGCUUGUGGACCUCACUGUCACUGCUACUCCCUCCGCACAAGUUGCCUGAAACCCACCAACUCCUACAGUUGAGACGAUUUGCUCAUGGAACAGCAGGUCUGGUGUUCCUUACGGCCCUCUCAGGGGCUUUUGUGGCAGGGCUAGAUGCUGGGCUUGUUUAUAACUCCUUUCCCAAAAUGGGAGAAUCCUGGAUCCCGGAGGACCUCUUUACCUUCUCCCCCAUCCUGAGGAAUGUUUUUGAGAAUCCCACCAUGGUGCAGUUUGAUCACCGGAUUCUGACUCUUUCUUCCCUGCAGGGAAUCACUUCAGUCACUGCCAUUACAGUGCUCUACUUCCUCUCUCGGAGAAUUCCCCUUCCUAGAAGGACCAAGAUGGCAGCAGUGACUCUGCUGGCUUUGGCGUAUACACAGGUGGGCUUGGGCAUCAGCACGCUGCUGAUGUAUGUCCCAACUCCUCUGGCCGCCACUCACCAGUCAGGCUCCUUGGCUUUGCUCACUGGUGCUCUUUGGCUGAUGAAUGAACUCCGAAGAGUCCCAAAAUGAUUCUUAGAGGACCAGCCUCCUGGGACUGUGACUGCUUUUGAGAGCUCUUCAGAGAUCAUAAGAACUUGGGCUUUUCUACGAGAUGACCUUGACAUACCAAGUGGUUUCCAAAUGGUCAACUUACUUAAAAAUCUUUUCCUGUUUUGAGAUAGUCACUGGAUCAAGAAUGCAUUAAGUGUGGUUACCCUAAAUGUUCCCUUUUAAAUCUGCUUUUCAUGUUGAAAAUCAGUUUUAAUGUAGAGAAAGAAAUGUCUGCCAUUUGCUGCUUAACAGGCUUUGUGUCAGGUUUUUCAGUGUUGGCAAGCUCUUGGUUCUACGUGGAUGAUUUCUACGUGGAUGUUCUCCUGAGUCCUUAAUUCUGCCUAAAUAGAAUUUCUUUAUGAUCUUAACUUCACUUCCAUUAGGUGAAGAUUGAAAGGAUAGGAUUGACAUACCCAAAGUAGCCAGCUGGUCUUCAGCAAAAAAAAAAAAGCUAAUGUCUUCUAAUAUCCUGAUUUUCAGAAAUGGGGAAAUUGCAGAUUUUGACAAGCUUAAUGUGUAUAUGUAGCAAAAUGGUUUUUAAGUACUUGGAAAAGGAGGUAAUCGCCAAAUAGUUCCAUUUUUUUUUUUUUUUUUGAGACAGAGUUUCACUCUUGUUGCCCAGGCUGGAGUACAAUGGCGUGAUCUCAGCUCACUCUGCAACCUCCACUUCCCAGGUUCAAGCGAUUCUCAUGCCUCAGCCUCCCGAGUAGCUGGGACUACAGGCACAAGUCACCAUGCCUGGCUAAUUUUGUAUUUUUAGUAGAGAAGGGGUUUCACCACAUUGGCCGGGCUGGUCUUGAACUCCUGACCUCAGGUAAUCCGCCCAUCUCGGCUUCCCAAAGUGCUGAGAUUACAGGCAUGGGCCACCACGCCCAGCUAGUUCCUCUUUUGAUAAGGCUGUUAACAUUACAAGGUCAGAGAGAGGAAUGGAAUCGACAGUAUAAAUUGGUUCCUGAGAGGGUUUCCUAACAGCUUUGUAAUAAGAAAAAUAUGGCCUUGAUGGUGUAGUGCAUGGACAUCUACCCAGAUAAACAAAUUGUUGACUGCUGAAUUAAUGUGAUUUUGGUCUCUAUUGAUAUUUCAUAGGGCCCUGUCUUAUUCAACUUUACUUUUAAAAUCAGUGAUUUGGAUGAAGGCAUCAGAAACAUCUGAUUUGAGGAUGGAGCAACCCAAUAUUGCUAAUAUAAUAGAUGACAGUGGCAACUGAAAACAGUCCCAGAAUGACCCCAUCGAGAUGAAAUUAAACAGAUUAGAAAUGUAACAUACUCAUUUAAAUUAAAUAAGUUGUAUAAGUUUGGGCUGAAGAAACCUGGCCUUAUAUCAUUUCAUAUAAAAAAGACGGGAUUUUAGUUGUCCUCAGGUUCAAUAUGAACCAAGUAGUAUUCAUGUUGUUAUUAUAUGAUAACAGAAAAAUUAGUGGUACUUCAGGUUUUAUCAGUAGAAGUGUCACAGCCAUAGUCAAAAUACCCCUAACAUACUGCAUUUCACUCUGGGUACCAAAUUUAAGCAAGAUAUUGAUGGCCACUAAGUGUGUAUCCAGAAGAAGAGAUCAGAAUGAUGAGUCCAGAACCCCUGUCACACAGGGAAUAGGUGAAGGAACUAGGGAUAUUUAACUGGAGCAGAGAACAUCUGGAGAGAGAGCAAGAUUCCUGUCCUUGAGAAGUUGAAGCCGUCUCAUGCAGAAGAGGGAAUGAGCUUCCAUUAUGCUGCAGAGCUGGCAGCAAUGGAUGAAAGUUGCAGGAAGUUAGUUUUAGUUCUGUAGAAGGCAAGAGUAGGGUAGACCAAAUCAAAUGCUCACUGGGGUCAGGCUGAUGGAGACAGUAACACUGGCGAGCAGGUGCCCCAGCUCGGACUAUACUGCUGAGUUCUGGUCUGUUGCUGCCACUCUACAGGUCCAGGGUUGUUAGAUCUUCUGGGUUUUUGUUUUGCUUUUUGAAAUAAGGAAAAUAAGCUUAUCUUAAGUUUAUUUUUCCUUGGAUAUACCUAGAUUCCAUACAGUGACAAUACAAAUACAAAGGAAGAACAUCUGGAUUUCAUCCUUGACCUCAUUUACAAAGCAAAAAGAGAUGCUGGAUUCAGAUAUAAAUGUUUAAUUUUGCAGUGUUUAAGUCAGCAAAUCUUCUGUUUUUUAAAAAUAAGCCACAUAUCUAGAUUUUUCUGUGAAAGCUCUCAAUUAAGUGUUGGGAACUAAUUUCAAGAUUUUAAAAAAUGUUAUGCAGGCUUAACGUGUCUGAGAGCCAUAAAUGACCUAACGUUUCCCGUUAGUCUCUGAACUAGGUGAUCUCAGUUCUCUUUCAACUCCAGUACUCUGUAAGUUUCUGUGACCUGUAGUGUACCAUUCUCAGGUGGUGAUAUGGUUUGGAUGUUUUGUCCCCUCCAAAUCUCAUGUUCAAAGUGUGACAUUCAGUGUUAGAGGUGGGCCUAGUAGGAGGUAUUUGGGUCAUGGGGGCGGAUCCCUUAUGUAUGACUUUGUGCCAUCCCCAUAGUAAUGAGUGAGUUCUCACUCUGGUUGUUUAUGCAAGAGCUGGUUGUUUAAAAGAGCCUGGAACUUCCUCCUCUCUCGCUUGCUCUCUCUCACCAUGUGACACACUGGCUCCCCUUCACCUUCUGCCAUGAUUGUAAGCUUCGUGAGGCCCUCACCAGAAGCAGAUGCCAGCGCCAUGCUUCCUAUACAGUUCUAUGCAGAACAGUGAGCCAAAUAAACCUCUUUUCUUUCUAAAAAUUGUCAGUAUUUCCUUAUAGCAAUGCAAGCCGACUAACACAGGUGAUUCUUAGCAAAACAGUUUGUCAAUUUUUCAUAAAUGCUGGACCCUGGCUGGGCUUAUGCUAUUGCCUAGAAGAGAUUCCCAACUUCUCUCUUAUUUGAAUCUUAGAAAAAUCCCAAAGCCCAAGCCUCAUCUAAGACCAAUUAAGUCACAAUCCCUGGAGGAAGUAAAAGGCAUAUUUUUAAAGUUCCCCAGGUGAUUCCAAUGUGCAGACAAGUCUAGGGACCACUGGCUUAGGUCCUAAUAGCCUAGUUACCUUAGAAAGUUCUGACUAGCUUAUUCCCAUUCCCUUCUAAUUUCCACCCCACCUUAUCAUUUGAUCUGCUAUGUUGCUCCUAUUAGUAUGUUAGUAGGAUAUGGUCUCUUCUGGAUAGAAUCCUUCAAAGAAAGGGAACUGUAGUUCCUGAGGCAGGUUCCCACACCAUCCUCUCCUGAUCCUCAAACCCAGGUUGUCCUUAGUUAGUAACUGAGUCAGCAGAGGGCAGUAUGACCCAACCCAAAGAACCAUAUAUUAAUGCUUCUACAGUUGCCUCCAAGGAAGUAGCAACUCAUGAGUAAGUUAAGGUUUCAGAUGUUUUACUUCAUUUUUCUUUUAUUACAGAUGAUGAGUACAUUUGGAAAAACAACUGGUUGCAUUUAGCUAUAUAACUGUAUUAUAUCUAUGAGCUUCUGGUGAAUGAUUAUCUUAGGGUUUUUUUUGUAUUUAUGUUAUUCCCAGCACUCCCAGACACAUAUCAAAUAUUGAAUUAGUGAAUGCAUGAAUGGAAAAUGGAUAAUUACAGAUUGAUGUUCCAAAUACCUUUUUCCAAAAAAACAAGUCAUCACAUACCUAUAGGAUUAAAUAGAUUUCCCUUAAUAUUUUCAAAGGUCUCUCUGCACUUACGUCCAUUGUUUUUAAAACAUGAAGGAAAUUAAAACACAUGGCUUUCUUAA
This is a messenger RNA of Homo sapiens (human), 5048 nucleotides long. RefSeq names its product cytochrome c oxidase assembly factor COX15 (gene COX15). NCBI's taxonomy places the organism in Eukaryota, Metazoa, Chordata, Mammalia, Primates, Hominidae. Gene Ontology annotation, molecular function: heme A synthase activity. The transcript has 9 exons. Gene Ontology annotation, biological process: heme A biosynthetic process. The record is from RefSeq and is marked reviewed. Gene Ontology annotation, cellular component: membrane; mitochondrial inner membrane. Bases 79 to 1329 code for a protein of 416 amino acids.